GCUCCGCCCUGCCGGGUGCGGUUCGGUUCGGUUCAGCCCAAGCUACUGGGCAGCAGGGAGACUUCGAGCUGGCUGUGCUCUCUGUGCCGAACUGAGGGGCUGCCCGGAGGCAGAGGAUGAGCUGUGGGUUUGUGUGUGAAUGAUUGUCCCAGACACCCCGUGGAGAAGGGAGCCCUCAGGUGGUGAAAAUGUUCAGCGCCAGCCAGUCCUCCAAAGCUCAGUUCCUGGACAAGGCCCGGCAGGCUCGGGAGGAGCGGCGGGAGCUGAAGGAGAGGGAGCGAGCGGCCACGCAGCUGCAGGCGCUGGCCCGGAGGUUCCUGUGCCGGUGCCGCCUCCAGAGGGAGAUCCGGAGAGAAGUGGAGGAGUUUUUUGAGGGGAAUGAGUCUGGCUCGAGCAGAAGAAGUGCUCUGUCUGUCUUCAGGAUUGCCCGGAGGCUGCUGUUUGUCUUCAGCCAGAAAGAGGACAAAGAGAGGUUUGAAAAGCUGUGCAGGUGCAUUCUGAAUAGCAUGGAUGUGGAGAAUGAGCCCAAGGUGUGGUAUGUCUCCCUGGCACUCUCCAAGGACCUGACACUCCUGUGGAUUAAACAGAUCAAAGACAUUUUGUGGUUCUGCUGUGAGUUUCUCAAGCAGCUGAAGCCUGACAUCUUGCAGGACUCCAGGGUGGUCAACCUGCACCUCACCAUGCUGGUCACCUUCACAGACACUUCCACCUGGAAAAUCCUCAGGGGAAAAGGUGAAGCCCUGAGGCCUGCCAUGAACCACAUCUGUGCAAACAUCAUGGGACACCUCAACCAGAAGGGAUUUUACUCUGUGCUGCAGAUUUUGCUAACUAAUGGCUUGGCAAGAUCCAGACCUUCCUUGUCCAAGGGCUCCUUGACCGCCAUCUUCUCUCUGGCGCUGCGCCCCGUGGUUGCUGCGCAGUUUUCGGACAAUCUGCUGAGGUCCUUUCUGAUCCACAUCAUGUCUGUGCCUGCAAUAAUGACUCAUCUUGCUACUCUAACACCUGAGCGCCUGGCAGUGCUGGAAUCUCAGGACCUUUUCCGCAAGUUCCUCCUGUUCCUGAGCCGGGAAGCGCAGUGCCGGGAUGUCUGCAUGUGCCUGGAAGGAAGUCACACCCUCUGUUUGCUGGGGAACCUUGUGUACUUGGGCUCCUUGAAUGACAAAGUCCUUGAGGAGGAGACAGCUCAUUUUGUGGGGGUGCUCAUCCAGAUGCUCUCCUACUGCCAGAAGUAUGUUUCACAAAAGAAAUCCAACCUCACCCACUGGCAUCCUGUUCUGGGCUGGUUUUCCCAGACUGUGGAUUAUGGACUGAAUGAGUCCAUGCCUCUGCUGACAAAGCAGCUGCAGCAUCUCUGGGGAGUCCACAUGAUCCGCAUCCUCUUCAGUGAUGUGCUCAGCAAGAAAUUGCUGGAGAAUCAGGAAAUAGCUCAGCUGCCAGCACAGCCACUUUCCCCUCAGAACAGCCUGCCCAUGAAGAAUCUUUUCAAGAGAGCUUUCCAGAAGUCUGCAUCUGUCAGGAACAUUCUCAAACCUGUCGGGGGCAAACGAGUGGACUCAGCAGAAGUGCAGAAGAUGUGCAGCAUCUGUGUUCUGUACCAGACCACCCUCACCACCCUGACCCAGAUCCGCCUGCAGAUCCUCACAGGCCUCACUUACCUGGAUGAUCUGCUGCCCAAAUUAUGGGCUUUUAUCUGUGAGCUGGGACCACAGGGAGGGUUAAAACUCUUCUUGGAGUGCUUGAAUAAUGACACAGAGGAAUCCAAGAGGCUGCUGGCCAUGCUGAUGCUCUUCUGUGACUGCUCCAGACACCUCAUCACGAUUCUUGAUGACAUUGAAGUCUAUGAGGAGCAGAUUUCAUUCAAACUGGAAGAGCUUGUUACCAUCUCAUCCUUUCUUAAUUCCUUUGUGUUUAAGAUGAUCUGGGAUGGAAUUGUAGAGAAUGCCAGAGGGGAGACCCUGGAGCUGUUCCACUCUGUCCACGGGUGGCUCAUGGUGCUGUACGAGCGGGAUUGCCGCCGGCGCUUUGCUCCUGAGGACCACUGGCUGCGCAAGGACCUCAAACCCAGUGUGCUCUUCCAGGAGUUAGACAAGGACAAGAAACGAGCCCAGCUGCUCCUGCAGUACAUCCCCCACGUCAUUCCCCACAAGAAUAGGGUGCUGCUGUUCCGAAAUAUGGUGACGAAGGAGAAGGAGAAGCUUGGGCUGGUGGAAACCAGCUCUGCAUCUCCUCACGUCACACACAUCACCAUCCGCCGCUCACGCAUGCUGGAGGAUGGAUACGAGCAGCUCCGGCAGCUUUCCCAGAAUGCCAUGAAGGGAGUGAUCAGAGUGAAGUUUGUGAAUGAUCUGGGUGUUGAUGAAGCUGGCAUUGAUCAAGAUGGGGUCUUCAAAGAGUUUCUGGAAGAGAUAAUAAAGAAGGUGUUUGACCCUGCACUCAACUUGUUCAAGACAACCAGUGGUGACGAGAGGCUGUAUCCAUCCCCAACAUCCUACAUCCAUGAGAACUACCUGCAGCUCUUUGAGUUUGUAGGGAAAAUGCUUGGGAAGGCUGUAUAUGAGGGGAUAGUUGUGGAUGUACCAUUUGCUUCCUUCUUUCUGAGUCAGCUACUUGGGCACCACCACAGUGUCUUCUACAGCUCUGUAGAUGAACUUCCUUCCUUGGACUCUGAGUUCUAUAAGAAUCUCACUUCAAUUAAGCGCUACGAUGGUGACAUCAGUGACCUGGGCUUAACACUGUCCUAUGAUGAAGAUGUCAUGGGUCAGCUUGUUUGCCAUGAACUUGUUCCUGGAGGGAAGACCAUUCCCGUUACCAAUGAAAAUAAGAUCAGCUACAUCCAUCUGAUGGCUCACUUCAGGAUGCACACGCAGAUCAAGAGCCAGACAGCAGCACUCAUCAGUGGGUUCAGGUCCAUCAUCAAACCCGAGUGGAUCCGGAUGUUUUCUGCCCCGGAGCUGCAGCGCCUGAUCUCUGGGGACAACGCUGAGAUUGACCUGGAGGACUUGAAGAAACACACAGUGUACUAUGGGGGCUUCCAUGGGAGUCACCGGGUCAUUAUCUGGCUGUGGGACAUCCUGGCCAAUGACUUCAGCCCUGAGGAGAGAGCCAUGUUCCUCAAGUUUGUUACCAGCUGCUCCAGGCCUCCACUUUUGGGCUUUGCCUACCUCAAGCCUCCUUUUUCCAUCCGCUGCGUGGAGGUCUCUGAUGAUCAGGACACAGGGGACACUCUGGGCAGCGUGCUGCGGGGCUUCUUCACCAUCCGCAAGAAAGAGCCCGGAGGGCGCCUGCCAACCUCCUCCACCUGCUUCAACCUCCUCAAGCUUCCCAACUACAGCAAGAAGAGCAUCCUGAGGGAGAAGCUGCGUUAUGCCAUCAGCAUGAACACUGGCUUCGAGCUCUCCUAGUCACCGUGGCCCUGGACUCUGGGCUGAGAGCUGCUGGAACUGGUGGCCUUCACACACAGAGGGUGGGUGGGCUCCGUGGGAGCUGGCUGCUGGCUCAAGGGCAGGAGAGGUGCAGCUAAUAAAUGAUGAAGGUUUAGAGGGAAGAGCUGCUGGGUUAGACAGGGCUUGUCUCUUCUCAGGCACUUCUCCAGGAUGAAGGAGGUGAUGGGCCUGACCCAAUACACUUCACUUGACACCCACGUAAAUCAGCUUUUUAAAGCAAACCCCGGGGGAGCGUCAAAGGAACAUUCAAAGUGCCACUCAGAUUAGUGACCGUAGCACCCCCCUGGCAGGCUGGGCAGCUGCUGCCGUGGGAGUGUUUCUUUUUCCUUUCCCAGGAGAUGGUCCAGUCUCUCUACUGGGUGGAAGUCAAGCCUGUGGGAAGCUGCACAAAGGCAGGAACGUGACGAGGAGACGAGCAGGAGGCUGCGGCGGCAGUCGAGCCCCGGACGGGGCAGAAUUAACUCAGGACAGGUACUGCACAGGGGCUGCCUCACACCCCUGUGUUUCUCUUGGAGAAGGAAGCACUUGCCCAGACUGGAGGAGCAGCAGGUUAAAUGCCAGCAGAUGGACCCUGCCACUCUCAGGAAGGUUUUGGAGUGCUGUAGGUUAAGAGCUCAAGCAGCAGGCGUGGGGGGUCAGCGUGCGGAGCCAACUGUGCCUCUGCCAAGCUCCUGCCAGAGCCUGGGCUUUGGAUGGAAGAGUUUGUUGUCUGGAUUUGCUCAGGAGCAGAAAAGGUUGAAUUUUACUGCAUUUCCAGAGGCUGGGAGCUGGCACAGAGCUCAGUGCUCAAGUGGGGCAGGUGCCCCCUGUGUUCUCUGGGCGGGGAAUGUGCUGAGCUGCCCAGAGCCCUCUGGAAAAAUUCCUCCCCUGGCAAAAUUCCUCUUACUUGGAUAAAAGUUUUCACUUUGUGUGCAGGCUCUUUUGUUAGGGAGAUGUGCUGGUUUGAACCAGGACUUGGCCUCUGUGUAACAACCACGUUCUCUUUGCUGCCAAACUGUUUGUUUUGGUUGGUUUGUUUCUUUCUGGCCUUAUUUUUAACAGCUGAUGUUUGCCUGUAGCAGGCAAACCUUUUUCAGGGGGUUCUGGAAAGGGAGGGUGUGAGUUGGGGGGGGUUGCAUGUGUGUUUUGGGAAGGUGUGGACCCUUCCUGCCAUUUCUAACCAAGUCCAGACCCUGGCUGUAAAAUAUCCCUGCAGCUUCAUGGCCUUGGUCCCUGGAGCAGAGCCUGCAUCUCCUGGGCUGCUGAGAUCCUGGCCCAAAGGAAAGCCAUGUAUGUUCUCCUGGUGGGGACAGGAUUAAAAACUUUUCCCCUUCCCCUGUGGCUGCUCACUAAUCAAAGAAGCUCCUGCAGAGGGUCUCGUGUCCCUCCCACCCUCCCUGUGGCACUGGUGGCUCUCACCCCACACAGCUCUGUCUGGGCAAGGUGGGUUGGAAGCCUCGUGCUGCACAAGUGGGCUUGCAGCAGCUGCUCCAGCACCCUACCUCAUCCUCUGCCUUGCUCCAGCUCCAGCCCCUGGCAUUCCCAGCCCUUCUGCACAGGUCUCUGCAGGACAAGGCUCCCUGAACUCCCUCAUAACCAUGAGGAACAUUUCAAACAGGCCAGAAAAUCCUUGGCUCUGUUCAGCCAAGAACACAGCAAUGGCCUUUGCUUCAGUGUUCUCUCCUGCCUUGCCUCAGCUGGUUGUUAGAGAAGCAGCCUUUAUUUCUUUUGUUUUCUUACUUUUUGUUGGAACCAGUGCCUGUAAAUAUAUCUGGAGAGCAAGAUCAGAAUCCUUUUUCUGUGUCAGCUCAGUAAUACUGAACAGGAGUGAUCAGAAGUGUUAGGGAGGGCAGGAAUGUGCAUUCAGAGGAUUCAAGAUGCUAGACUAAGAAUCCAGAGAUCUUUAAGAGAAGAAGUUUACUAUAAUCUUGAAGCUUUCUUUCUGCAUAGAGCAUUUCAGCAUUAAGCAGUUGUUGAAUGUGUAUGUGAGAGGUUCAGGUACUGAUUUGUACCAAUCAUAGCUUAAAAUACCACAUGAGAUCUUUUUUUUCUUCUAGGGAAAUGCAGUGUCUGACUAGAGCACAGUGGUUGAUUGAUGCAGUGAGUUGUUUGAACACAGUGAGAGAAAAUCUUUGCCCCCCUUUUUUGCUUCUUUCCUCAGGAGUACAAUUCCCAGAAAAGUUCUUAAUGCAGACUUGGGUCUCUUCCCAACCUGGAAAUAUUGCACUAUGAGACACUACAUCUGAUUUUGUAGCUAGAGUAUAAAAUGUGAUUGUUUAGUCCUUGCCCUGGUGGCUGUAAUUUCUUUUGGUAGCUGAUUUCUGUAAACUUGGGAGGCUUUAGUAUGUUUUUACCUGGGCAGAAGCUGUGGAUGGGUGCUGUGCACAGGGGUUCUUUGAAGGGCAGGGGGGGAGUUUGCUGUGGGAGAUGAAUGGCAAUUUUUUCCUACAGAAGACUGGCUGCUGUGGAGACCUUGGGAGCAUCCCUUGUUGUCAGAAAUGCAGGGAAGUGAAAAAUAAACCUGGUGUGAGUAAGAUGA
Messenger RNA from Calypte anna (Anna's hummingbird), 5961 nucleotides. It is a transcript of the gene UBE3B, whose product is annotated as ubiquitin protein ligase E3B. Gene Ontology annotation, molecular function: ubiquitin protein ligase activity; protein binding. The transcript is spliced from 28 exons. The record is from RefSeq and is a predicted model, not a curated record. Bases 189 to 3401 code for a protein of 1070 amino acids. Gene Ontology annotation, biological process: protein polyubiquitination; ubiquitin-dependent protein catabolic process. Lineage: Eukaryota; Metazoa; Chordata; Aves; Apodiformes; Trochilidae.